Molecule: messenger RNA, 5835 nt
Organism: Necator americanus (New World hookworm)
Lineage: Eukaryota; Metazoa; Nematoda; Chromadorea; Rhabditida; Ancylostomatidae
Exons: 40
Coding region: 1-5835 (1944 amino acids)
Biological process (GO): muscle contraction; sarcomere organization
Cellular component (GO): cytoplasm; myosin II complex; myosin filament
Molecular function (GO): actin filament binding; microfilament motor activity; ATP binding
Source: RefSeq, a predicted model, not a curated record
AUGGAUUACGAAAAUGAUCCCGGAUGGCAGUAUUUGCGACGAUCACGAGAGCAAGUGAUGCAGGAUCAAAGCAAAGCGUAUGAUUCAAAGAAAAAUUGCUGGGUGCCGGAUCCAGAAGAAGGCUACGUUGAGGCGAUCAUUACCAAAAGUUCGGGCGAUAGUGUAACCGUAACCAUAGGCCAAGGCAAUGAGAAAACCUUCAAAAAAGAGAUGAUCCAAGAGAUGAAUCCACCAAAAUUCGAAAAAACUGAGGAUAUGUCAAAUUUGACAUUCCUUAACGACGCUUCUGUGCUACACAAUCUUCGCUCUAGAUAUUCUUCUAUGCUUAUUUAUACUUAUUCCGGACUUUUCUGUGUGGUGAUCAAUCCCUACAAGCGGCUACCGAUUUACACGGAUUCCGUCGCUGCAAUGUUUAUGGGAAAACGAAGGACGGAAAUGCCACCACAUUUGUUUGCUGUAUCCGAUGAAGCGUAUCGUAAUAUGCUUAUUAAUAAAGAGAAUCAAUCCAUGCUUAUCACUGGUGAAUCUGGAGCUGGAAAGACGGAAAACACAAAGAAGGUAAUUGCUUAUUUCGCCGCCGUUGGUGCAUCACAACAAGAGCAAUUCGGCAAAAAAGAGGAAACCACGACGAAAAAGGUCACCCUGGAAGAUCAAAUCGUUCAAACCAAUCCUGUUCUGGAAGCUUUUGGAAAUGCGAAGACGGUGCGAAACAACAACUCGUCCCGAUUCGGAAAAUUCAUUCGAAUCCAUUUCUCCAACAAAGGACGAGUCGCCUCUUGUGAUAUCGAGCAUUAUCUUCUCGAAAAAUCACGUGUGAUCCGUCAAGCACCCGGUGAGCGUUGCUAUCACAUCUUCUAUCAAGUAUUUUCUGGACAUCUGCCAAAUCUGACGAAGGAACUGUUACUCGACAAACCGGUCAAAGAUUACUACUUUGUCGCUCAGGCUGAGCUGAAAAUCGAUGGAGUCAACGACAAGGAAGAAUUCCAAUUGACCGAUGAGGCUUUCGACAUUCUGAAGUUCAGCAACGAAGAGAAAAUGAACUGUUAUAAACUUGUAUCCGCUAUGAUGCAUAUGGGUAACAUGAAAUUCAAGCAACGUCCACGUGAGGAACAGGCUGAACCGGAUGGAACCGAAGAAGCCGAACUUGCGGCCACAAUGUACGGUAUUGAUCCUGAGGAAUUCCUGAAAGCCCUGACACGUCCACGUGUUAAAGUUGGAAAUGAAUGGGUCAACAAAGGACAAAAUCUCGAGCAGGUGAACUGGGGUACCGGCGCUAUGGCUAAAGGUCUUUAUUCACGUAUUUUCAAUUGGUUAGUGAAGAAAUGUAAUCAAACACUUGAUCAAAAGGGAAUAUCUCGUGAUUUCUUCAUUGGUGUACUCGAUAUUGCUGGAUUCGAAAUCUUUGACUUCAACUCUUUCGAGCAGUUAUGGAUUAACUUUGUGAAUGAGAAACUGCAACAAUUCUUCAAUCAUCACAUGUUUGUGUUGGAACAGGAAGAAUACGCUCGUGAGGGUAUCCAGUGGACAUUUAUCGAUUUCGGUUUGGAUUUACAAGCUUGUAUCGAGCUGAUUGAAAAGCCUCUCGGUAUUAUUUCAAUGUUGGACGAAGAAUGUAUUGUGCCAAAGGCAACAGACGCUACUCUUGCUCAAAAACUGAUCGAACAACAUCUUGGCAAACAUCCAAACUUUGAAAAACCAAAACCACCAAAGGGAAAACAGGCUGAAGCUCAUUUUGCUAUGAGACAUUAUGCUGGUACCGUACGAUAUAAUGUAACAAAUUGGCUUGAGAAGAAUAAGGAUCCUCUUAACGAUACCGUUGUACAAGUAAUGAAACAAUCGAAAAAGAAUACGCUAUUGGUUGAAGUCUGGCAGGAUUACACGACUCAAGAAGAAGCUGCCGCUGCUACGAAAGGUGGUGAACGAAAGAAAGGAAAAUCCGGUUCAUUCAUGACCGUAUCCAUGUUGUAUCGUGAAUCGUUGAAUAAUCUGAUGAAUAUGUUGAACAAAACACAUCCACAUUUCAUUCGUUGUAUUAUUCCUAACGAGAAGAAACAGUCAGGAGUUAUCGAUGCCGGUUUGGUGCUGAAUCAGCUAACUUGUAACGGUGUGCUUGAAGGUAUUCGUAUCUGUCGUAAAGGUUUCCCUAAUCGUACGCUCCAUCCUGAUUUCGUGCAACGAUAUGCUAUAUUGGCCGCUGAUGAGGCUCUUAUCGGAAAAGAAGAUCCUAAGCAAGGAGCCACAGCAAUGUUGGAUCGACUCGUAAAAGAGAAGAAACUUAUGGAAGACAAUUUCCGCGUUGGUAUCACCAAAGUCUUCUUCAAGGCGGGUAUUGUCGCACAUCUUGAAGAUCAACGUGAUGUCCGCCUUGCUGAGCUUAUCACAGGAUUCCAGGCUCAGAUCAGAUGGUUCUAUAGGCUGAUCGACAAGAAACGACGAGUUGAACAAGUUGAGGCUACGAAAGUUCUGCAGAGAAAUGUCCGCAAUUGGGCUAUGCUACGUACAUGGUCAUGGUUCAAACUAUAUGGCAAAGUCAAGCCACUUAUCCAAUCUGGUAAGAUCGAGGAACAGUAUGAGAAAUUGCAAGAAACCGUUUCUGCGCUGAAAGACUCGUUGCAACAACAAGAGGAGAUGAAAUUGGCGAUUGAGGCGAAUGCGGAACGAGUUCAGAAGGAGAUCUCAGAACUGUUGACUCAGUUGGAGGCAACUCGUGGAAGUAACACGGAAAUCGAAGAGCGCAUGACGAUGAUGAACGAACAAAAAAGUACACUCGAAGGAAAGGUGGCCGAAGCGAGUGCUAAACUUGAAGCCGAGGAAGCAGCUGCAGCUGAGUUGACGAAGGAGAAGAAACGAUAUGAAGCCGAAUGUGCAGAGCUUAAAAAGAGUUGUCAGGAUGUGGAACUCACAUUGCGUAAGAGUGAAGCCGAGAAACAGGCGAAGGAGCAUCAAAUCCGUUCACUUCAAGAUGAAAUGCAUCAACAGGAUGAGGCUAUUGCUAAGCUGCAUAAGGAACGUAAAAAUCAGGAAGAGUCGAAUAAGAAACUAACCGAAGACUUCCGUGCUGCCGAAGAACAGAAUAUGGCCUCGAAUAAGCUCAAGGCAAAACUUAUGCAAACUCUUGAAGAUUCAGAAGCUACACUUGAACGCGAGAAGAGAAACCGCGCUGAUAUGGAUAAGGCAAGAAGAAAGGCAGAAGGUGACUUGAAAAUCGCUCAAGAAGAAUUGGACGAACUGUCCAAAGCGAAGAGUGAUGUGGAGAAUAGCCUUCGACGUAAAGAAACCGAAUUACACAAUCUUAGCAUGAAACUUGAGGAUGAACAAGGUGCGGUUGCAAAGCUCCAGAAAUCAAUCCAGCAAGAUGAAGCGAAGAUGAAGGACAUGAACGAUCAACUAGCCGACGAGAAGGAAGCUCGUCAACGUGCCGACAGGGCCCGAUCCGAACAACAAGCCGAGUUUGAUGACCUUACCGAUCAGCUUGACGAGCAUGCACGUGCCACAGCUGCUCAAAUUGAGCUGGGCAAGAAGAAGGACACUGAGGUCGCAAAACUGCGUCGGGACCUCGAAGAAGCUGGACUUAAAUUCGGCGAACAGCUUACUACAUUGAAAAAGAAGGGAGCCGAUGCCGUACAAGAAUUGUCGGACCAGGUUGAACAACUACAGAAACAGAAGAUAAAGGCGGAAAAAGAGAAGGCACAAAUGCAACGUGAAUUCGAUGAAGCCUCCAACGCCCUCGAUCAGGAGGCUAAAGGACGUGCUGAACAGGAACGUAUUGCUAAGCAACAUGAGGUGCUGCUUCUCGAACUACGCCUUAAAUGUGACGAACAAACGCGUCAGCUACAAGAUUUCGUUUCGGGUAAGUCCCGUCUCAAUUCCGAGAACGCGGACCUUGCUCGUCAAGUUGAAGAGCUUGAGGGUAAGAUCCAAGCCGCAACACGUCUGAAGAUACAAUUCUCAAACGAACUGGAUCAAACUCGCCGAACAGCUGAGGAGGAAAGUCGCGAACGACAAAAUCUUAACAAUCUGUCGAAGAAUCUUACUCGUGAACUCGAACAAUUACGUGAAUCGAUCGAAGAUGAAGUGGCCGGAAAAGCGGAAUCGAAUCGUCAACUGCAGAAGGCUCAGCUGGAAUUGGAUCAAUGGAGAACCAAAUUCGAGACCGAGGGACUCAUUGGUGCCGAAGAAUUCGACGAAGUGAAGAAACGUCAAAAUUCGAAGACUAGCGAUCUUCAAGAUGCGCUGGAUGCUAGCCACGCCAAGAUUGUCGCCUUGGAAAAUGCACGCAGCCGUUUGACAGCUGAAGCUGACACUAAUCGCCUUGAAGCAGAACAUCACGCUCAAGUUGUUGCUUCUCUUGAAAAGAAACAGAAAGCAUUCGACAAGGUUAUCGAUGAAUGGAAAAAGAAGGUGGACGAACUAUAUCUGGAGCUUGACUCUGCACAGCGUGAUUCACGCCAACUUUCUGGAGAAGCUCAUAAACUCCGCGGCCACCACGAUGCUCUUGUCGACCAAGUAGAAGGAUUAAAACGAGAAAAUGCGUCGCUUGCCGCUGAGGCCAAAGAUCUAACCGAACAACUAGGCGAAGGUGGUCGAGCAGCGCACCAGCUUUCCAAAAAUCUACGCCGAUACGAAAUGGAGAAGGACGAACUGCAACGCGGUCUUGACGAGGCCGAGGCUUCCCUUGAAGCUGAGGAGAGCAAAUCGCUCAGAUGCCAGAUUGAAGUAGCACAAAUUCGUGCCGAAAUUGAAAAACGUAUCGCCGAAAAAGAAGAAGAGUUUGAGAACUCACGUAAGGUUCACCAACAAACAAUUGAUAGCAUCCAGGCCACUUUGGAAUCGGAAGCUAAAGCGAAAUCCGAGCUAUUCCGUGUGAAAAAGAAGCUCGAAGCUGAUAUUAACGAACUCGAAAUCGCUCUCGAUCAUGCGAAUCGUGCUAAUGAAGAUGCGCAGAAGAAUGUCAAGAGAUACAUGGAUCAGAUGAGGGAAUUACAGCAGACGAUCGAUGAAGAACAGAAAAGACGCGAGGAAUUCAGGGAGCUUCUGUUAACAUCUGAACGCAAACUCGCAGCUGCCAAACAAGAGCAAGAAGAGCUAGUUGUGAAACUCGAAGCUAUCGAACGUGCUCGUCACGUAGUCGCACAGUCCGUUAAAGAGCUACAAGAACAAAACAACGAACUCAAUUCUCAGAAUGUUGGUCUGGCUACCGUGAAAAGUCAGCUGGACAACGAGAUGACGCUUCUCAAGAGCGACAUCGCUGAGGCUCAAAUGGAACUAACAGCGUCGGAAGACAGAGGACGACGUGCAGCUGCUGAUGCCGCCAAGAUGGCCGAAGAACUACGAAACGAACAAGAGCGUUCACUACAAUUCGAACGAGCGAAAAAACAACUCGAAAGCCAAGUUAAGGAUAUGCAAGAACGAGCAGAUGCAGCUGAGGCUGCGGUGAUGAAAGGUGGCGCUAAGGCGAUAAUGAAAGCAGAAACACGUCUGAAGACGCUACAGACCAACCUUGAAGGAGAAACACGCCGUGCUACAGAAGCAGCCAAGUCUUUGGCAAGAGCCGAUCGUAGAGUUCGAGAACUCGAAUUCCAGGUGGCUGAGGAUAAGAAGAACUAUGACAAACUUCAAGAAUUGGUGGAGAAACUAACACUGAAGCUGAAGGGUCAGAAAAAGCAACUUGACGAAGCGGAGGAGCAAGCAAACAGUCAUUUGUCGAAAUAUCGUACCGUGCAGAUGGCGCUGGAGACGGCUGAAGAACGAGCUGAUUCCGCCGAACAAUGUCUCGUCCGUAUUAGAUCACGUACUCGUGUAGUCCCUGAACAGAAGCAGAAGAACGGACAAUGA